This is a messenger RNA of Xenia sp. Carnegie-2017, 1084 nucleotides long. RefSeq names its product serine/threonine/tyrosine-interacting protein-like. The transcript has 11 exons. Gene Ontology annotation, cellular component: cytoplasm; nucleoplasm. Gene Ontology annotation, molecular function: F-box domain binding; protein tyrosine/serine/threonine phosphatase activity. Lineage: Eukaryota; Metazoa; Cnidaria; Anthozoa; Malacalcyonacea; Xeniidae. The coding region runs from base 170 to 784 and encodes 204 amino acids. Gene Ontology annotation, biological process: protein dephosphorylation; negative regulation of SCF-dependent proteasomal ubiquitin-dependent catabolic process; negative regulation of protein binding. The record is from RefSeq and is a predicted model, not a curated record.
CAUACGAGAUAUGAAUAGAACUCAAUGAUAUAAACCAUAUAUAAACCUACGAGCAAACUCACAUGGCAGCCGAGAAAUUCUGACAUUUUCAUUUAAAUCUGACGGAAAUCAGUUAUAUAUUUCUCAAUUAUGAAUGUUUUCAGUUCAGUAACGUAAUAUCUUAAUAAAUAUGGACGAUGUUAGCUUUCCACAAAUACCUGACGAAGGGGAAGAGGAGGAUUGGUAUUAUAAAAAAAGACGAGAAAUGCAGGAAGUGUUACCAGGUGUUUUCUUGGGACCAUACUCUGUUGCUAUAAAGUCAAAGCUGAACUUUCUCUUGGAACAUGGUAUUACUCACAUUGUCUGUAUUCGAGAAGAUCUUGAAGCUAACUUUGUGAGACCAAACUUUACAGAACAUUUCAAGUACCUUGUACUCAAUAUUGCAGACAAAACAACAGAGAACAUCAUACAAUACUUUCCAAGAGUGCGAGAUUUCAUAUGUGAAUGUCAAAGUUUAAAUGGGAAAAUUCUUAUCCAUGGAAACACAGGAAUAUCACGAAGUGCAUCAUUGUUGAUAGCAUACAUCAUGGAAACAUAUGGGAUGGACUAUAAUAAUGCUUUCAAGUAUGUACAAAGGAAAAGAUUUUGUAUCUGUCCAAAUAGUGGCUUUACACAACAACUAAUGGAAUAUGAGCCCAUCUAUCUGGCUAAUUACCAAAUGAAACAAUUAAACAGUAAAGAACCAAUGGGGCACAGAGCCAGUGUGAAGAGAUCCUACGAUAUUGAGAUGGAUGAUUCAACAUGAUGAUUUACCACCAACAAGUCAUAAAAAUUCGUAUGAAUGAAUAUACUUUGCUUUUAUUUCCUCUGAAAAUCUAGCGCAUAUUUUGUCAGGUUCAAAGCAUAACUAAAGAUGACAAUUAGACUUUCAUCACAUGUUUAGAUUAUAUUUGAUUUCGAUCAAGUUUCCAUUUUAUGUAAUUUAUUACGUAUUUUCACAAACUUUAGGAUUUAAAGGUCAAGAACGUACUCGUAUAAGAUGUUAUAAAUUUUUUUCUUUAAGUAGAACUAUUGAUAAGAAAGAAUUUUAACUAUUUGCAUGGCA